AUGCUGACCAGGGUGACGCUGGCAGAGCAGGGGCUGUACAAGUGCGUUGUGGGGUACGGCACCCAGCCGAAGCAGGAGAGACACACCAGCCUCCACGUGCUCGCUGCCCCGACCAUCUCCAUCCCAAACCAAGCGGUCGAGGCCGGCAGAGAGACCUCCCUCCCCUGCCACGUGGAGGGCUUCUACCCCGAGGACGUGGACGUCGCGUGGCUGAGAGACGGGCAGGUCCUGAACGCUACCACCUACUCCAGCCCCCAGAGGAACCUGGACGGGACCUUGACCCUGACCCUGACCUACACUUUCACCCCAGCCAGGAGCGACGCCGGCACCAUCUUCUCCUGCCGCGUCCACCACCCGGCUCUGGAGCAGCCGCUGCAGGAGGAGAUCGCCCUGGAUGUCAUAGGUGAGACUCCCCACUACACGGUCUCCCCGGUGCAGAGCCCGGAGCGGUGUCUGCUGGGGAAGGAGGUGACCCUGCGCUGCUCCGUGGUGGGGGAGCUCACCCAGGGCAUGGUCGUGACGUGGGUGCGGAUUCGUGGCGAGGACAGGAUGGCAAUUGAGGAUGACGAGGACACGGAAGAGAGCCCAGAGCGUGCACUGAUGUUACACACCAGCCCCCGGGGCUGGAGAGCAACGCAGCACAGAUCCAAAAACCAACUCAUGGCCUACCUGACCUUCACCCCCACGGUGCAGGACGACAGGGUGCGGAUCAGCUGCUGCUUCCAACGCGAGGCCAAAGGGAUCAAAGAGGAGCAGGAAUCCUACGAGAUCCGGGUGCGGGCCCCGCCGGAGGUGUCCGAGAUCCGGGUGCUACCACGGUGGGAGCCCCCGGAGGAGGUGCCGUUUGCCAUCCACAUGGAGAACUUUUACCCCAAGAAGAUCCCCAGGGUGGAGUGGAGCCGGGAUGGGGAAGGUAGUGGGAGACAAGAGCUUGCCCAACAAAGCUCCAACCCAGACGGCACGUUCGCCGCCACCAGCGUCUGGAGAGUGCCCAGCCGGAGCCUGAUCCGCCCGGAGCUCCGAGUGCGAGUGUCCAUGCAGCAAAGCCCCGCAGAGAUCCCGGUUUGGAGAGAGCUCAGCCUCAGAGAUGCCGGUCUCCUGCAUCACCCAAAGGUGUUGGACAUCUCUGGGCCCAAGCCGGGGACCGCAGAGGGGGAAGUGGCCCUGAGCUGCCGCAUCCUGGAGCAUUUCCCAGGGGAGCUGCGAGUGACCUGGCUGCGGCGGGGCAGGGGGGAGGCUGCAGCGGUGACCCUGCAGGACACAGCCGAGUGCAGGAUCGAGCCCGGUACAGCCAUCUCGCAGGACGGGAAGAGCUUCCAGCAGGAGACGCGACUCACCCUCUCGAGGCCCGGCGACCCGGAGGACGAGUACAUCUACCGGGUGGGACACGCGACCCUGGAGACCCCCAUCGAGAGCAGCAGCACUUGCCGUCGGCGACCUCCAGCAAUAGGCAAGAUCUCCCAGCCGCUGGUGCUGGUCCCCGGGCAGCCGGCGACGCUGCGGUGCAUGAUAACAGGUUUCUACCCCAGCCAGCUGGCCGUGACCUGGCUCCGAAAGGGAGCAGGAGACAAGGAGCCCAGGUGUUUGCAGGGCUUGGACACUCACAACAUCCACACCCCCGAACCCAGCCGGGCGCCGGACGGGAAGUCCUACAGCGUGGAGUCCGAACUGCACUUCACGCCCGCGGGGCCCGAGGACAACGGGGUCGAGUACCAGUGCCAGGUGCAGCACGAAACCCUCCAGCAGCCAAAAUGCAGAUCCACUGGGCAGCUGCAGCUCCAAGAUCCACGUGGGCCAGCUGUGAUGCCAGGCCGAUGA
Molecule: messenger RNA, 1818 nt
Organism: Alligator sinensis (Chinese alligator)
Lineage: Eukaryota; Metazoa; Chordata; Crocodylia; Alligatoridae
Exons: 6
Coding region: 1-1818 (605 amino acids)
Source: RefSeq, a predicted model, not a curated record